Eucalyptus grandis is the source of this 2089-nucleotide messenger RNA. RefSeq lists its product as hypothetical. The record is from RefSeq and is a predicted model, not a curated record. The coding region runs from base 92 to 1792 and encodes 566 amino acids. Lineage: Eukaryota; Viridiplantae; Streptophyta; Magnoliopsida; Myrtales; Myrtaceae. The transcript is spliced from 2 exons.
UCUCGCAAUGCCUCCUCAUGGGCUCGGCCCAGAUCCAGACGGCGGGGCGCGCUUCUGAUCCGGCGCCGCGCCGCCGCGAAAGCCAGGGAGGAUGGUCGGAUGCAGGUGCCUGUCUUGGACCGGGGCCGCCGCCGGCGGCCGCCCCCAUCGCCGGCCCGAGCCCUUCUCUCUGCCCGCCCCGAUCCCCGAAUGGCCGCCAGGUCAUGAAUUUGCCAGUGGAAGUAUAAAUCUUGGGGAAAUUGAAGUCUGUAAAGUCAAAAGGUUUGAAUUUAUCUGGGGUUGGGAUUGGUCAAGUGAUGAGAGAAAAGGUGUCAGUUUCUAUAGGCCUGUGGCAAUACCUGAUGGAUUUUUUUGUCUGGGGCACUACUGCCAAUCAAAUGAUCGACCUUUGCGAGGCUUCGUGCUAGUGGCAAGGGAAGUUAUUUCUUCUGGUAUAAAACCUCCUGAAUGCACAUCUGGUAAAUCACCAGCUCUUAAGGAGCCAGUCGAUUACACGCUUAUUUGGAGUUCAGAUGAUGGUGGCGCAGAUGGUGGGGAAGGUGGUUAUUUCUGGCUACCUCAGGCGCCUGAGGGGUACAAGCCUAUGGGAAUUUUGGUCACUAACCAGCCGGCUAAGCCUGCAUUGGAGGAAGUCAGAGUUGUUCGGUCUGACUUGACAGAUACGUGUGAAAAUCAUCACGUGAUUCUCAGCAUUUCAAAAUAUCCACUAUUGCCAUUGACAGUAUGUAGCAUUAGACCAACUCACAGGGGAAUGCUGGGUAAAGGUGUCUCAGUUGGGACUUUUUCCUGCAGCAGCUGCUGGAGUUCUGGUGACGAACAAUGUAUUUCGUGCCUAAAGAACUGUAACCCUGUGCUGAAUGCGAUGCCAAACCUUGAUCAGGUCCACACACUCAUCAAGCACUAUGGGCCAACCGUGUUCUUUCACCCAGAUGAGGUGUUCUUGCCAUCUUCUGUUUCAUGGUUCUUUGAAAAUGGAUCGCUAUUACACAGAAAAGGAGAUCCCGUAGGGGAGCCCAUAGACAUAAGUGGUUCAAACUUGCCUAGCGGUGGGAAAAACGAUGGGGAGUAUUGGAUUGAUUUGCCUAGUGAUCGGCGUAACAAUAGCAUCAAGAAUGGGAACUUGGAUUCAGCUAAGCUCUAUGUCCAUGUGAAGCCAGCUUUGGGUGGUACAUUUACAGACAUUGUGAUGUGGAUCUUUUGCCCCUUCAAUGGGCCAGCCACUGUCAAAGUUGGCAUGAAUAUUCCUUUGAGCAUUGGACAGCAUGUAGGUGACUGGGAACAUUUUACUCUCCGUAUAAGCAACUUCAGUGGAGAGCUGUGGAGCAUCUACUUCUCACAGCACAGCGGUGGCCAGUGGGUGGAUGCGUGUGAUUUGGAAUUUAUAGAUGGAAACAAAGCGGCUAUUUACUCAUCAAAAAGUGGGCACGCUAGCUACCCUCGUCCCGGAACCUACAUUCAGGGAUCGAAAAUGCUUAGGAUUGGGAUAAGGAAUGACGCAGCUCGGAGUGAUUUUAAAGUGGACUCGAGCACCAGCUAUGAGAUUGUAGCUGCCGAAUAUCUGGGAGAUGGUGUUGUUGGCGAGCCUUGCUGGUUGCAAUAUAUGAGAAAAUGGGGUCCGACUGUCGUCUACAAUUCAAGAACCAAGCUGGACAAAGUAAUCAAAUCCUUGCCGGAUAUGUUCGGACACGCGGUGGCAUACAUAUUUGACAAGCUUCCGAUUGAGCUUUACGGCGAAGACGGUCCUACGGGGCCGAAGGAAAAGAACAACUGGGUUGGCGACGAAAGAAGCUAGAGGUUCAAAUCUCCAACCCAUAUAUGCAAUUCUUUUUUGAAUUGGUGCUGUUUGGGCAGCAAAUGUCCUGGAGGCCAUGCACCAUUUUUAAGUGUAAACUGGCUUACAGAAUCGUUGAUGUCACUAGGUUGCAUACGGAAGUAGUUGUUUUACAUCAGCACGGUGAAUAUUAUCAAAGUGAGUAGGAGUUUUAGAAUGCUUUGCAUGGUCGGUACAGUGCUGUCCAGAGCGGAUAAUGUAAUGUAACAUGAGACUCAAAGAUAGGUGAGAAAUAUGAUAUCUGUAUUUUGCGCUCGA